Molecule: messenger RNA, 1080 nt
Organism: Anopheles cruzii
Lineage: Eukaryota; Metazoa; Arthropoda; Insecta; Diptera; Culicidae
Product: kelch-like protein 8
Exons: 1
Coding region: 1-1080 (359 amino acids)
Molecular function (GO): protein binding
Source: RefSeq, a predicted model, not a curated record
AUGGACGAAUCCAAUUCGAUGGCCGGUAGUUGUACGGCCGAAUUCACCCACUCGAGCGAGUUCAUGCGCCACAUUAGCCCACCCAUCCUGGAAGCGGCUCUAACUCCGAUCGCGCCCGGUGCAACACGACCCAGUCUUUGGUCACGGAUUGAGCGGAAACUGAAGUCCGGAGAAAACACGGAUGUGACGGUGCGGAUCGACAACGAACAGAUCAAUUGUCACCUGCUGGCGCUCCAGUGCUUUAGCGGGUUUUUUGAGCAAGAAGUUCCGUCUCGAGACCAGGAGCCGAUCGAGCUGCCCGGGGAGCUGGUGUCGCCGGCCGCCUUUCGCAUCAUCUACGAGUGGAUACUGGACCCGGCCCGGCGGAUCGAGUGGCCCCACUUCACAGCCGUCCUGGUGGCGGCCAAGUUCCUGCGCAUUCCCGCCCUGGUUGAGCGCUGUUGGCUUCACCUGGACAAUCCGCGUGUCGUCGAUGAAGUGGCGUUUUACGUGUUCCUGCAAGCGAGACCCUUCCGUGAUGCGCAACUGCAGUCGAUGAUGCUGCGGCGCAUCUGUCGCUUCUUCCUGGCCCUGGUCAGUGCGCCCGACUUUUGUGACCUGUCGCUCGAGGACCUGUCCGUCCUGCUGUCGUCCAACAUCAUCGGUGUGUUCGACGAAACCGACGUCCUGUUUGCGGUCUGCCUGUGGCUGCUGUACGAUUGGCUCGAGCGGGCCGAGCUCGUCGACGAGGCGAUGGAACUGGUCCGGUUCGGAGCGAUGCGUAAGGCUGACCUGGCGCGGUUCUGCGUGUUCCGCGAGUGCCCCGAACUGCAACCGAUACUGCGCCAUGCGGCCACGAAAAAGGCCGUCGAUAAUGCGCUCGCGGCUAUCUGCGUGUCGGAAACGGGGACCGAAAACCGUGGCAAGGAUUUGCACCGCAUCCGACUACAGGCGGAAUGUGGCGAAACGUUGCAGAUCGUGAACGGAGAGCGAAGCUUCGAUCGGUUCAUCGCGCUGCUCGAACAUAUCCGCAAUAACCCGCCCGUUUGGCGGUCGUUCCGGGUGAUCGAAUGUGAGGAUGUUUUCGGAUGGCUGGAGUGA